AUGGACAAUGUGCAGAGAGAUCGAAGGGCCCCUGGUCACAGCCUCUUCUCUCCUCCCUUUCCUCACACUGAGGUCAUCAUUCACAGGCCAUCGACAAUACUCAUCGCCCCGUGUGUCUCCUGCUCACUUCAGAUGCAGCUGGGACUAGGUGUUUUGGUUGGGGCCUUGCCUAACUCUCCUGACUCCUCUAGGCCGUACCCAACCAGAGGAUCCUACACUCUGCACCCCUGUCACUCUCAGAACGCUCCCAUCAGAGGGUGGAUGGCCCAGGAACAGGCAGGAGCAGCCCAUGCCUUGUUUUCAGUGUUUGCUGCCCGGACCCGCUGCUGCUACUAA
Rangifer tarandus platyrhynchus (Svalbard reindeer) is the source of this 336-nucleotide messenger RNA. NCBI's taxonomy places the organism in Eukaryota, Metazoa, Chordata, Mammalia, Artiodactyla, Cervidae. The record is from the annotation of a GenBank genome assembly.